This is a messenger RNA of Spodoptera litura, 2905 nucleotides long. RefSeq names its product membrane-bound neuregulin protein vein (gene vn). Lineage: Eukaryota; Metazoa; Arthropoda; Insecta; Lepidoptera; Noctuidae. Gene Ontology annotation, cellular component: plasma membrane; neuronal cell body; axon. Gene Ontology annotation, molecular function: axon guidance receptor activity. The record is from RefSeq and is a predicted model, not a curated record. Gene Ontology annotation, biological process: synapse organization; homophilic cell-cell adhesion.
CCGACCGCUCUCGGGAGAACAUAGGCGCACCGCGAACGAGCAGGGAGUCACCGAGCGCUGUUGCGAUGGCGCGAUGAAGACAGAAAGGCGCGCGGCGUUGUGGGCUCUGCUGUCCCUGUGCUGUGCCGCCCUCGCCGCGCCGCGCCGCCUCUACUGCGACCGCGCCGACGUCGCCUGGCGCGCCUACCGCGCGCCGGCCGCCUUCGAGGCGCGCGUCCAGUCGCUCGCCAAAGACGCUGCCACCGUGCAGAUCAAGCGCGUCUUCCGCCACCAGGGCCACUGGCCGCACGAGAACGCCGUCAUCCGCCUCAAACUGCCGCCCGACCACCUCGACUGCUCGGGUCGGUUCGAAGUGCCUUUGAAAAAUAGACGGAACUAUAUCGUGUUCGCCGAAAGGCGCGGCCACUCCGCCGUCGCCCUCGGCCCGCCCAUCAAGAGGACCGGCAAGUUGGUUAAGAGGAUUCGUGCUGUCUACAAGCCGGGUUACAGUAGCCCAGCACGCGUAGAACCAAUGCAGUCGGUGCGAACGACACGAGGCAACCGGGUGCGACUGGAGUGCAAGGCAAGCGCACGGCCGCCCCCUCGCAUCUCAUGGUAUAAGGACGGGAAACCCGUCGCCGAUAUCGCGCUGAGGAGAUUCCGGGUGCAAAACUUCAGGAGGCGCUCGGUACUAGUGAUAAGGCAUGCGCGCAGUGAAGACUCCGCAUCGUACGAAUGCAGGGCACAGGGCGCUGUAGGCCCACCGGCCAUCGCCAGCGCUAACGUCAGCGUUCUACCUCCAGUCACAGCCGCGCCUGAUGACGCCACGACGCUGGGCUCGCCAUGUCCGAUGCCCGACCCGUCGUCAUACUGCCUCAAUGGAGGCACUUGUUUGUUCUUCGAAAUCGUUCAGGAACAAGCUUGCAAAUGUCCGGAAGGCUUCAACGGGCAGCGUUGCGAGAACAAGGAUAUAUCGAAUAGAAGCAGUAUGUCCCAUUCCUACACAUGUAAACUGGGCCUCUCGAUCACGUACUACUGUUAGCCAGCGAAGCGCAGGCGCAUAACCCACCUCGUUCCAAUUUUAAAUUUAAAAUUUUUAGCUCGCGACUUUCCGACGCACUCGGCUGGACUGAGAAAACUUUUACGUUUUACGAGACAGAUAUCUGCAUCUAUUUGUAGAUUUACAUAAUAUUUCUUAAAAUUAUCAAUGUUAAAUACGUUUUUAUAUGUUUUAUAAUUUAUACUAAUGGCAUCGCACUUUUAUUUGGUAUGCUACAAUUUGUUUUAUGACUACAGUUUUAUAGUUUUCACAGCCCUAAAGCCCAGUGAUUCCAUCGCGAACGUUUGUAGGAAAAAAUACGAGAAUAAUGAUUGCAAUUACGAACUGUCACAAAUAUUGCGACAGUGUAUGCUGAAUACUUAGGAUUUAGUAGGCAGCCGUGCGUGGCAUUUGUAAAUAAUAAUAUUUAAACAAUCUGUUUUUAUGAACCUCGAGUCUGAAAAUUGAUUUGAAAUACUAACUUAUUCAUUUAUAUUUGUUAAUACCUAUAUCUAUCACUCUUAUGUACUUUAUUUGAAAUCAGUAUCAAUAUAACUGCACGGAGCUUUAAAUUAUCUACUAGUAUACAGUACAGCCCGAUGAGAUUUUACACAUUUAAGUACAUAUUUCCAUUUAAUAGUAUGUACCGACAAUUAUUUAUAUUAACUACUUGUAUUAUUCAUAAUUGAACUGAUUUUUCGUAACAUUUCACAAGUUUCGUCUAUUUUUCUUUCGUGAUAGCAGAAAGUCUAUUGUAAGACUUGAAGAUUGUAUGUACUAUUGCAAAAAGUGCUACUUAACGUUUACUAGAAGCGAUGACUUUUGCAAUCCAUUAUUUCUUCUGUUAUUGAAGAUGUAAAUAUUUUAAACAUUAUUUGUAAUAUUUGCAAUUUAUUAUUGUUAUUAUUAACUGUAAGGUUUGAUAACUAGUAGUAUGUAAUAUUAUGAUAAAGAGACUUGCAACUUUUGUACAUAUCUAUUAGGGUAAGGGUUUUUUACAAAAAUACAAUUCUGGUUAAUAGCAUUGCGUACUUGUUAUGCGUUCGACUCUCUAAUUUAUGCGUAGGCACUCGUUUAUUAAUAGCUUAAUAUUCAAUAACAAAGGUAAAUAAUAAAAAUGAACAAUUUUACAGUUAUUACUCACUUACUUUAGGUACUUUAACAUUUGAAGCAAGUUUUCAUAUAAUAGUUCUAUAGAAGGACUAAUAUGGCAUAACAAGUACGGUCAAAAUCGUAGUCAAAAAGGCAAUUUCCAUAUUUUCACCGGUCCGUUACAUCACCUAGUCAGAUACCAGUUUUAACUAUAGCUAGGUAGUAAUAAAUAAAUUAAUUUAUAUAUAAUUUUACGAGUGUGUCUAAUUGGACGUAUGGUUGUGGAUAUAGCGAUAACAUUUUUUUUUUUAUUUCUCUGUUUUUUUUUCUAACUCGCUAUAUGGGACCGAAACUUGCACAAUAGUUUUCCAUUUUUAAUUGUUUUCGUUUUUCUUUUCAUUUUGUAUAAAGUUCUUAAUGAUCUAAGUUCACUAUUUAUAUUAUGUAAUUAAAGUAGAAAACCGACUAUUUAUUUUUAAUAAAAUUUUGAGGAUUUUUAGGGCAUUUAUACGUCUGAAAUGAUAUGGCGUCGUUCGAGAAAAUUCUGAACUCGUCGGUAAAUUUAAAUUUCCACAUUCACUUUGGUAACGCCGAGUACUUAAAGCUUUUCAUUUCAUUAAUGGUCUUAGAUACUAGAAAAUACGUCAGUAUUUCCUUUGAAUGACGUCAUUACAUUUUAACAUAAGUUUUUUGUAUUCUCACAACAAAUAUUAAGGCGCGAACAACAUGUAAUGUAAUGGAUAUACCAAAACCACAAUAAAAGAAUGAGUGUUGGAAUUAACAGAAAGGCGACAA